UUCAGCAAUAAAAGAUUAAAAAAAAAAAAAAAUCCCCAUUAAACUACAAGCCACUUGGAGUGCUCUUCUCAUCUUUUCCCAAUGUGUUAAUCAGAUACUUCAGCUUUUCUGUGACCCUGAGGAGGGGAGAACAUUCCUUUCAACCUCGCUGCUGUGUUUUUCUGAUUGCACUAGCAGGCCUUUUCGCCCAGCAGCAAUCCAGGCAGAGCCAGCUGGUUUGGUGCAAUCUGGAAGGUUGUUGUAAUAACAGACAGAACAAGAAGCACAAGGAAGAGCCUGGCAGCUGUAUAAAACUCCCUCCGAGCUCCAGUCCCUGCAGAAGUGCACUGGCUUCAGCAAUCAACAUGACCAGCCAGUCUCAGGGAAUCCAGCAGCUUCUACAGGCAGAAAAACGUGCCAAGGACAAACUGGAGGAAGCCAAAAAACGAAAGGGAAAGAGGCUGAAGCAGGCCAAAGAAGAAGCCAUAGCUGAGAUAGACCACUACCGGUUACAGAGGGAGAAGGAAUUUAGGAACAAGCAAACAAAUGUAAUGGGCUCCCAAGGCAACCUCUCUGCUAAAAUAGAAGAGCAAACAACAGAAACUGUCCGAAACCUCACUAGCAGCUACCACAAGAACAUGGAAAGCAUGAUGAAAAAGCUUUUGAGCACGAUAUGUGACAUCAAGCCUGAAGUUCACCCAAACUUCAGACAUGCAGUUUAAGAUCCAUUGAUGUGCUGAGGAAGGAUGUUUGUAAAAAGUAGCCUUCUUUCUGAUAAGCAUAAAUAUUUCCUCAUUUAUUGUUCUGUAUGUGUGAGAAAAAAAGAACACUAAAGCCAAAAGCACACAGUUCCACGUAGGCUUUUGAUGUGACAAGAAUUAUUCAGGGUUUCACAAGCAUUUGUUGGAAUAUUGUUUCCUUUUGGUAGCUAAGCCCCUGUCAUUUAGACGGGGGCAAGUCAACAACAGCAGAAUAAAUGAUUAUUUGACACCA
Messenger RNA from Harpia harpyja (harpy eagle), 972 nucleotides. It is a transcript of the gene ATP6V1G3, whose product is annotated as ATPase H+ transporting V1 subunit G3. Gene Ontology annotation, biological process: proton transmembrane transport. The transcript is spliced from 3 exons. NCBI's taxonomy places the organism in Eukaryota, Metazoa, Chordata, Aves, Accipitriformes, Accipitridae. Gene Ontology annotation, molecular function: proton-transporting ATPase activity, rotational mechanism. The coding region runs from base 345 to 701 and encodes 118 amino acids. The record is from RefSeq and is a predicted model, not a curated record. Gene Ontology annotation, cellular component: vacuolar proton-transporting V-type ATPase complex.